Messenger RNA from Drosophila grimshawi, 565 nucleotides. RefSeq lists its product as uncharacterized. Bases 1 to 492 code for a protein of 163 amino acids. The record is from RefSeq and is a predicted model, not a curated record. NCBI's taxonomy places the organism in Eukaryota, Metazoa, Arthropoda, Insecta, Diptera, Drosophilidae. The transcript has a single exon.
AUGGAGCUUCUGCUCUGCUUGAGCUGCUGCUUAUUGUGGCUAGUGCAAGGUGCUCAGGUUUACAUGGAGUUCAAUGGUGUGAAGUACUCGUACAACACGGAUCGAACUGUCCAACAAACCAACGAUUUAUCACCCAACUAUGAGCUGCAGUCACAUGAUUGGCUCGGUUCCAGCACUUCCCGGAAUCGCGAUUCCUUCAUCGAUCAGUGGGGUUGGACUCAUCCAGAACCACGACCAGUAACCGAAGCACCACCGCCACCACCACCGCAGCAACCACUGAUUAUUGAUUUUAGCACGCAACACAUGUCGCACACUCAGCACUCGGAUGACUCUGGCAUUGUGCUGGGCAAGUAUUCGUACUACGAUGCCGCUGGCUACCAUGAGUUGAGCUAUAAGGCUGGUGAUGGCAUUGGCUUCGUGGUCAUGGGCGGCAAUUUGGUCAGGCCAACAACGGAACAAUCCGAACAAUCGGAACAAAGUAUACAAUAUUAGUAUAAACAGUUGCCAACUUGCAUAGAUAUUGAUCAUUUUUCUUAGACAAUAAAAACAGCUGCAGCUAACAGCA